GCUUCCGCCGCUUUACAACUCCCCACCCCAACCCAGAAUACCGAUCCCACCGCACACUGCACCCAGUGCGGCGGCCGCCGGCAAUGGCGGCGGCGGCGCACGGCGGCGACUACCUGCGGCGGUUCGUCGCGGAGACGGAGUGGUACAACGCGGUCGUCCUCAGCGCCGUGGCGCCAGGCGACUGGUGGCGCGGCCUGCCGCACCCGGUGCAGUCGUGGAUGCGCAACUGCGUCGGCGGCUACCUCCUCUACUUCAUCUCCGGUUUCCUCUGGUGCUUCGUCAUCUACUACUGGAAGCGCCACGCCUACAUCCCCAAAGAUGCCAUUCCCACAAAUGAAGCUAUGAAGAAGCAAAUAGUUGUAGCAUCGAAGGCUAUGCCUUUUUACUGUGCUCUUCCAACUUUAUCUGAAUAUAUGAUUGAGAGCGGAUGGACCCAGUGUUACUUUAAUAUCAGUGAAGUUGGUUUUUCUAUGUACCUCUGUUAUAUGGCUAUGUAUCUCAUUUUUGUGGAGUUUGGAAUUUACUGGAUGCACAGAGAGUUGCAUGACAUAAAGCCAUUAUACAAAUAUCUGCAUGCAACCCAUCAUAUUUACAACAAGGAAAAUACUUUGUCUCCAUUUGCUGGACUUGCAUUUCAUCCACUGGAUGGUAUUCUGCAAGCAAUACCACAUGUGUUUGCGCUCUUCCUCUUUCCAACUCACUUCAGGACACAUAUUGCUCUCUUGUUCUUAGAGGCCGUGUGGACAACAAACAUCCACGACUGCAUUCAUGGCAAGAUAUGGCCAGUCAUGGGCGCUGGAUAUCACACCAUUCACCAUACAACUUACCGCCACAACUAUGGCCACUACACCAUCUGGAUGGACUGGAUGUUUAGUACCCUCCGUGAGCCAGAAGAUAUCCUCAAGAAGGAUUGAGUUCCUCGUAGCUGUGGUUUUCCUUUGGUGCUGGGAAGUGCUUGAUUUGCUCCCAGUGUCUCUAAUCCGUUGAGCGCCUGUUCAGUACUGUCUGUUGCCGUAGGCGUCGGUGUGUUACUUAGUGUGCUAGGUUCAUGUGGUGUUGUGGUUAUUCCGUAAUUUAGCGAUGUUUGUCUCAUGAUGAUGCAAUGGAGUUCAGGAGGAAUAAAACUCUGCUAGACACAUUCUGAACUCCAGCUGCUUGUACAAUGUUGCACCUCAACUGUCAAUAUAGGAUGUAAAAUGGAUUCCUUAUACCUGGUGACUUGGUGAGUUCGUUGUGGUUUCUGUGCAUGCA
This is a messenger RNA of Sorghum bicolor (sorghum), 1251 nucleotides long. Its product is annotated as delta(7)-sterol-C5(6)-desaturase. Gene Ontology annotation, biological process: lipid biosynthetic process. Gene Ontology annotation, molecular function: iron ion binding; oxidoreductase activity. The coding region runs from base 84 to 914 and encodes 276 amino acids. NCBI's taxonomy places the organism in Eukaryota, Viridiplantae, Streptophyta, Magnoliopsida, Poales, Poaceae. The record is from RefSeq and is a predicted model, not a curated record. The transcript is spliced from 3 exons.